UUGCUGAGUUGGAAGGGAACCCCAGUGGUCAUCCAGCCCAACCCGCUGCAAUGCAGGAAAACCCAACUCCCCGUUCAUCUUUGCAGCUUUCAGGUCCCACCGGAUAUUCCACCUCGCUCCACCUCCAUUGACAUGGACCCUCCUCCCGAACCCAGCGUGGCCAAAGAGUACGAAGAUCUCCAAAGCCUGGAUGUGCCAGGAGAAAGAGGGCAGCACUUCGGGAGAGCGCUGCCUCCGUUCCAGUCGCCCUGGCGCCGGAUCUGCCCCACCAACCGCCUCGUCUUGGUCCUGAUGGGAUUCUGCUUUGUCCUGACUCUCUCGGUGGCUCUGCUUGGCGUCCAGAGGGCUCGUUUCAGCGGAGAUCAAGGGGCGGCGAAGGAGGCUCUCAAGAGUUUGAACCUGACGGUGAAAGCAGGGCUCAGCAGCAUCCAAGAGAAGAGGAACAGCACCAGAACGAAACUGGCCGCGCUGGAGAAAACGAUGAACGACCAGGUUUCGAAGAUGGAGAAAGUCAAGAAGCAAGUCGAAGGCCAGUUGGACACCUUAAAGCAAGACUCGAGAGCUUUCCGCUGUGAGCUAGUCGAGAUGAGAAGCAAUGGGAGCAAAACCGGGUGCUGCCGAAAAGGUUGGAAGAACUUUGAGGAGAGCUGCUAUUGGAUGUCUCAGGACACGGCUUCUUGGAACCAGGCCAAGCUGGACUGCGAAAAGAAAGAGGCUCACCUGGUGAUCAUCAACUCGCCGCAAGAGAAAAGAUUCGUGAGUCAGCGCUGGAGGUCCGUUGACAUAUGGAUCGGCCUGACGGACGUCACGGGAGUCUGGAAGUGGGUGGACGGGACUUCUUACAUGCUCCAGCAAGAGGACUGGGCUGAAGGGCAGCCGGACCACUGGUACGGCCACGGACUGGGAGGCGGAGAGGACUGUGUCCAGGCUUAUUCCAACGGCCUUUGGAACGACAACCACUGCUCUCGCCGGUUCUCUUGGAUGUGUGAGAUGGAGCUGGGCCUCUAGAGGAAACAGGAAGGAAGUUGGUACCUUUAUGCACAUGUGGUGGUACUGCACCAAGAUAAGAGAAUUUUGGGACAUAAUAUACAAGGAACUCAAAAAGAUCUUCAAAUUCUCGUUUCGAAAAACAACAACCCUGAAGCCUUUUUGUUAGGUAUUAUAUCCACCGAUCUACAAAAAACCCCACAGAACCCUCUUUAUGUACGCAGCCACAGCGGCGAGGAUUUUAAUAGCAAAAAAUUGGAAAGGCGAUGCCAUCCCCGCAAAAACUGAUUGGCAAGCAAAGACGAUGGAAUAUUUGGAACUUGCAAGGAUGACUGGGAGAAUAAGAGGAAAUUCCGGCCGGAAAUUUAGUAAAGAUUGGAUAACGUUUAAAGAAUAUCUUUAAAAGUACUGUAAUUACACAAAUCUCCUGACAGAUUAGGACUGGAGAUUAGGAUGGGAGUUUAAGGAAAUUAUAAAGUGAAAAUUUCUACUGAUAAUUAAUGGGAAAGAAUAAUAAAAAUGAAGUUGCCUAUAGACUAGUAAGGUAUAAAAAACACUGGUCCUGUUAGCUAGGGAUGAUGGGAGUUGUAGUCCCAAACAUCUGGAGGGCCGGAGUUUGCCUAGGCCUCCCUUACACGACCACCACAUAUGAUAAAAGGUACAUUCCUUUUUCUUUACAUUUGAUUUAUUUAUGCUUCCAUGCCGCAACCAACCGCUUUUUCCUCCUUUAAGUUCCUCCUUGACGGACACCUUGUCCGGGAAAAGCCUUUGAUUGAUCACCCUACUAGUCCUCAUUGUAACUGAAGAUGGAGAAGUCAUGGUUGGCUUUUAUACGGCUUAGGACCCAUGUACCUACGGGACCUGGUAUGUCCCACGGAGGACCUUACGGUCUUCAAAUAAAAACAUCUUGGAGGUCCCAGGCCACAGGGAGGUUAGGCUGGCCUCAACCAGAGCCAGGGCUUUUUCAGCUGUGGCCCCGAUCUGGUGGAACGCUCUGUCCCAAGAGACUAGGGCCCUGCGGGACUUGACAUCUUUCCGCAGGGCCUGCAAGACGGAGCUGUUCCACCAGGCCUUUGGCCAAGGCACAGCCUGACCCCCUCCUUUGGCAAUCCUCACAGAACUCUAGCCCAAUGAUUGCCAUCAAUUUGAUUCUGAAUUGAUUUUAGAAUGAAUUGAUUUUAGAAUGUAUUUCAAUUAAUUGAUUGUGAUUUUAUGUAAACUGUGUUACUUUUAUUGUUGUUAGCUGCUCUGAGCCCGGCUUCGGCUGGGGAGGGGGGGAUAUAAAUAAAACUUUAUUAUUAGUAUUAGUAUUAUUUAUACCCCGCCCUCCCCAGCCAAGACCAGGCUCAGGGCGGCUAACACCAGCUAUAAAAACAAUUGAUUAAAAUACAACUUAAAAACAAGAUUAAAAAACAACAUUAGAAUGCAGCCUCAUUUCAGUAGAAACACAAAUCAAAUCAUAUAAAGUGCCUGGAAGUUCUAGUUCUUGUCGAAAUCUCAAAUUACAUGUAAUUCCCCCCACAUUUUCGCCCUGCUCCGGAAUGAGUUGUGUUAAAAUUGUUAUUUCUUUUUUUACUGAGUUGCAGUUACUGCCAAGAUCAUAUGCAAAACCAAUUCUUUUGACAAAAUUUCGCGUCGUCGAAAAUACCCAUUACCGUAAUUUUGUACCGUGAGCGAUUGCUUCUUUAGCGAGAUUUGCCGUUUCUGCUAGAAUUAAAUUGGACCUGGCCGCCAUUGGCCGCCUGCAUUUCCUGGUCCGCUAUUGGCCGAGGGGCUUGCGCGUGUCAGGGAAUGUUCAUGGGCUUUCCGACUGGGGAAGGUUCACACAAGACCAAUGCGAUCCUGUGCAUUCACCAUUAGGCAGAGACCUGACUUUCCCUCAUCCCUUUUAAUACAUAAAACAGAAAAUAUAUCUCGUUGUGAAGACAGAAUAACUGAGAUGAGGCAGGUCUGAGGCCCCGGCCCCAAGGGCAGAAAAUCUGCAAGUUAUGAACCUAAAUAAAUGCUUUUUUUAUAUCUUACCACCAAGUUCUGUUUGAUUUUAUGCAAUAGAUUAAUGAAAAUAAACAAACCUAUGGUUAUACAGGAAAUCAACUGUAUCUUUUACGAAAACAAAUAAAGCAUGAUGCGAUUAUCUUCCAAAAGGAA
Messenger RNA from Podarcis raffonei (Aeolian wall lizard), 3135 nucleotides. RefSeq names its product asialoglycoprotein receptor 1-like. The transcript has 8 exons. The record is from RefSeq and is a predicted model, not a curated record. The annotation marks the transcript as partial. NCBI's taxonomy places the organism in Eukaryota, Metazoa, Chordata, Lepidosauria, Squamata, Lacertidae. Gene Ontology annotation, molecular function: signaling receptor activity.